This is a messenger RNA of Phytophthora nicotianae INRA-310, 2040 nucleotides long. RefSeq lists its product as hypothetical. Bases 161 to 1474 code for a protein of 437 amino acids. The record is from RefSeq and is a predicted model, not a curated record. Lineage: Eukaryota; Oomycota; Peronosporomycetes; Peronosporales; Peronosporaceae. The transcript is spliced from 3 exons.
GGGGGGGGCUAUUUUUAGCGGUCCAACUUUGACCUCCAAACGAAAGAGGGUGGCACAUAAUCACAAGAACCGCAUAAUCAACCAUCCGUUUCAUGUCUUUCCGGUAUUUUACGCUCCAGUCUGAUCGGGGUCCAAAACAAAAGUUUCUCCCCCGUUCAUCAUGAGCUUCCUGGCGACUGAAGAGGACAAGACAAUUCUGAGCGAGGCAUUCGCGUUCAUCGCAGCGUGUGGCAGUGAAACUUCCUCUGUCAGCGUCGAUACUACAGAUGAUAACAGUGGCUUGGAUGACGUUCCCUUUCUCGAUGACCUCAUCGACAGCAACAGCCUCGAGUUACUAAAUGGAUCUGACAUCAACGAACAAGACUCAACAUCCUCCGUCGCGCCUGCAGUAAAAGCAAAGCCGCAGAAACCCAAGAAAAAAUCAACGAAAAAGCGACGAGUGAGGAGUGCUGAGACGUCAUCAACUGGGCUGCAGCGACGGAAAAGGGCGGAGUUAGCGAGUUUACGCGAGCAGGUGGAGGAGUUACAAGGCGUUCUUGAUCAGUUAAAGCGCGCUGGUCCUCUUGCUUUGCCACUCAGUAAAGAUGGAGUCGAUACGUUUGAGUCGGAUAGGGGAACUCAAUGGCACAGCCACGCAGUGGAGCAGUAUCGACUGCGCUUACAGGCGGAGAAAGUCAACCGACAACUCAAAGCUAUCAUGAAGAACCACAUCAAAGUUCGCGAAUCAUUAGGCGGUGUUUUACAGAAACGAUCUGUGCUUUACGGUAUGGACUACUUGAUGAAUGACAAUGCACCAAGGUGUAGCGCUGUUCUGCAUGGAGCCAAUCAUGUCGAUGCUUGGAUGGCGCGUUUAGAGAAUACAACCGAGCACCUUCGUCUACUUUCCAGGUCCAGAUUCGAAACGAAUCAGCAUCUGGUGUUGGUAAACAAUUCUGUACAGUGUAAAUACGACGAGCGCCGCAAGACGAAGAUUAUCGAGUUUGAAACGACCACGCCUUUGAACUGCUCGCUCCAGGAAGCCAGCAGCUUCCUAUGGACCGACUUCCAAUCUGACAGGAUUUUGGGGAACAAGCCCGACACGCUCAUAAAGAAAGUGGUGUUGACGAUGCCCAGCCGCAAGGGGACAAUUGCAGCUGAAAAACUGCAUUUUCUCCGCAAAUACCAGAACGAGGAUGAGAUGGUGCUCACCUGGGCCGAUAUCAUGGUUUUACCGACGAAAAGAGAGCUCCAGUUCAGGACAGAAGGCAUUAUCGUGCUCUCUCCUUCCACGACCAAACCCGACCAGACCACGUGUCGUUCAUUUCUGAAAUUGUAUCUGGACACCAACGACAUUGACUAUCAACUACGACCAGAGGAUGUUGCCUACGCCCAAGAUAUUGUUCUUGGUGCGAUGACUAUGAAGCUCCGACUGUACUGGCAGUCGUUUCAAAACAUGUUGAUUGAGGGGGCUACUCGAACACCAUACACCUGUUAGCUACACUUUCUCGCUUUCAACUAUCAGUUUCUUCUCCGCUUAGUGACAACAAUGUACCAUUUAAAUUCCGACACAAUAUGCAGACUCACUAAGCUUCACGAUGGUUCUUAUCAACAAGAAGUAUCCUCUGACGAGCUCAUAUUUGCGGAUCAUUCUUUGUACUGUCGCGUAUAUUCACCAAAAAGUUGGCAGGGGCUUACACAAAGGGCAGAAGAAAGCAUGACCCAUAGAAAAGAGAAACUGAAGACUCGCUUUUUUGGUACAAAAAAAGAUUUUUUUGCUAGCACAUUUCUGGACGGAGCAGCCGAGCUACAAAUACAAGUGGAUGGAAUGGUCAAACCGACUGGUGUUUAAAAGUGGUAAGCCAAGAACAGCAGACUAUCAAUUUGGCGAAGGUUACGCACUGGACCACACAGCGACGUCACGAAGAAGAGUUCUACCGUUCUUAAAUUGACCGAAAUUGUAUGAAAUAGUACCAACAUCUCGCGUUUUUUUCCCCUAGUGUUAUGAAUUACAGUAGUUGGGGCGAUCAAAUUGGAAUUAACGUCCUUCCUCAUUCUUAAACU